UCUCGAUGGAAGAUGAUGAGGAUCAAGAUAUGCCUACGUUGCCUGUGCAAAAAUGUUCAAAGAACAAACAACUUAUUAGACAGCUCACCCCUAGUGGGUCUCUUGCGAAUUUGUCUAGCAAACGUGGUCGUGUCAACAGUAUGGCUAGUAUUCCUGAACCGGGAAAUCAAUCAUCUCCUGACACUUUAGGCAUUAAAUCAAUAAUCAAUUGCAUCAGUACCAAGGAAGAACGAAUUGAGAGUGAAGAGCGUGCAGCACGUACUCAAGAGAACCUUACGAUCAAACUAGCCAAUUCAAUGUCCACUAUGAUCACUACUAACCGUGAAAAAGAACUAGCGAUGAAGAAGUCGAUAGCUUUUGAGGAAAUGAACACGAAACGUGCUCUAGCACGUAGUCAAAUGAUUGUCGACCUCAUUGGCAAAGGAAUGGACCCAACGGCUGCCGAACAAAUGGCUUUGCGCCAUUUGCCCGAUAUUGAUCAUUCACACACGCCAAACUCCACCUCCAAUGAUUCAUAAAGAUCAAACUUUUCGGGUUAAUGACCUUAUAUCGCCUAGGGACUUCUC
Messenger RNA from Melampsora larici-populina 98AG31, 566 nucleotides. RefSeq lists its product as uncharacterized. The transcript has a single exon. NCBI's taxonomy places the organism in Eukaryota, Fungi, Basidiomycota, Pucciniomycetes, Pucciniales, Melampsoraceae. The coding region runs from base 6 to 518 and encodes 170 amino acids. The record is from RefSeq and is a predicted model, not a curated record.